Molecule: messenger RNA, 7705 nt
Organism: Toxorhynchites rutilus septentrionalis
Lineage: Eukaryota; Metazoa; Arthropoda; Insecta; Diptera; Culicidae
Gene: axo
Product: axotactin
Exons: 22
Coding region: 1421-7489 (2022 amino acids)
Molecular function (GO): serine-type endopeptidase inhibitor activity
Source: RefSeq, a predicted model, not a curated record
GUACCGAUUCAUCCGCCGGGGACAAAAGGUCCAUCCGUUAAGCAACGCGCGUUGAAAUUUGAAAUCCUGUUGAACUGUUAUCCAACCCAUUGGUUCAUAGCAGAGCAAUAAACCAACCUAACCCAACAAAACCCGUUCAAAGGCAGAUAGCAAGAGAGAGAAAUAACACCGUGUCAUCCAGCAACCUUAAAGCCAAUUCAACCGUUGACCAGUAAACUACGGCUACAGAGGCUACUGUAUACAUAUUGUCGACCAGUGUGGUGUAAUCCCCCCGGGGCGGCGGAAGGGAUUGUGCAACGCGACCGUCUUUGCGCGUUCAGCGGCAAAACCACAACAAUGUCUUCGUAGUGUGUGAGUGCUCCACGUGUGUCCGGCAGCGCGGGAAGAGUGUGGGACGCGGUGUGUCCGAUCAGGCCUUAAUCUUGAAUUCUGUGUUGAGAUACUGUGUGUGUGCGUUUGUGUUGUUCUUGGGCGGUUGGGAGAGUUUAUAUGCGCUAUGUCUGUGUGUGACAAAGUUGUUGAUGAGCUCAAAUUGUAAAUUGUUCUCAUCAUUCAAUUGGGGCCCACAAAGAAGAUAAAAGUACUGGGCAGAAACAGCGAAACAGCCUCUCGAGCAUAUCUUGUGAAGGCGGAAAUACCGACGACCGGAGGUGAAUACGAAUCAAAGAAGAAGAAGAAAAAAAGAAGAAGUGUGGAAGACGUCCGAAGUCCGACGAUCGCCCGAAAGUGAUGCUGCGAAAAGCCGUGUGUUGUGAACAUGUGAGACCAGAAGCUGGAAAGGUCUUAAGUGCUGACAAUUGAAAUUGUUUGCCCCUCGAGAGCUUCCUCUUGGAGCCAGCCGAAGCCGGAGAAAAUAUAACAAGGAAAGUGAAGAAGUUUACCCUGGAUGUGUACACAUAUGUCCCGCCAGAAUAUCACUGCCCGAGUUGAGAUGUUCUUUUGUUGAUAAGGAGGAAAAUAUUAAUGGAAAGAUAAAAGAGUGUGAUAAGGUACCGAGUGUCGUUGACAAGUGGCAGUAUCGUUGGCGCAAACGGUGAAUAAGAGAGAGGUCGUCGGAGUGAAAACCAAGCCAUCGUGAAAACUUGCCCAAGUAUAAUAGAAACGUGCGAGAAGUGUUUGAGUUGUGAGUUCUAGUGGAAAAAUCUGUCAACUUGUCAAGGGAUUACUUCCGGUUGUGAUUCUAUUCAGUUCACGGAGCGAGCAAAUAACAGCAGUGGCGAGAGGUCAACCCACAAUAGAGCAGUGUUUAGCUGUGCAGCAAAGUUCACUGGAGGAUUUUUCCUGGGGAAAAACAUCUUGUUGAGACACACUUCCAAGCACACACACACACACACACACUAACUGUCGGGAGGAGUGCUUCUCACAAAAGAAGGACCAAAUCAACUAGCACAUAUUGUUGUAAUCGCUCAGCGGGAAACACAUGUACAGAAGAAAACGGCCACUCUUACAUCACCCAGCGAAUUCAGCCCGACGGAGAAUGCACCGGGAUCAUGUUGCCGUAUCACGAUGCACAAUCAUUUUCACCAUCGCCAGUGUCAUCAGUGGCAUCGCGAUUACCCGGCUACCGGUUGCAACGGCCAUUCCGACCAACCUCGAACCUGUCAAGGAAGGAAUAGUGUACCAGAAAUGCACCGGUCCAGGGGAGCCGGGUCCGUGCCAGGGCUUCGGAUAUCGUUACCGCUUCGAGCAAACAACAAACAAUUGCACCCAGUUCAUAUGGGGUGGGUGUGGCGGCAAUCUGCAGAACAAUUUCGAAACGUACGAACAGUGUAUGCAGCAGUGCGCCAAUGAAACACAAACGCAGCCUCCGGUGCAGCAGCUAACGACGACCAGCAGCCCGUCGUCAACGCCGCGAACGCAAACACAGGAAACGCUGCCCCAGCAGUACUCCUCCAGCAGCACCAUGGCUCCGGUGCCGGACGAAAUGCGUGGUUCCGAGCUUACGUUCAAGGAGACCGGCUACGAGAAAACGUUCCUAUUCGCCAAGAAUAAUACCUUCAUCCAGAUGGACGGCGAGACAAUACAAACAUUCCAAUUAAGAUUAUGCCGUGAAAUAUCAUUCCAAUUCCGUACCCGGCUGCCCCACGGACUGCUGGUGUACCACAACGUCAAAACUCCGGCCGGGGUGAAACUCGACCCGUACGCCCUGUACGUAAUCGUCGAGAAGGGCCAGCUAAAGGUGGUGCACGUGUUCGGAAACCACUCCACCAGCGUUACCGUCGGCGAAGGCCUCAACAGGGAUGAGUGGCACAGUGUCAUGGUACGGAUCGACGUUCACGGCGCCCGCCUGAUAGCCCGUGUCGAUAACCACAAGGAGGAAGUGUACUUGAAAGGAUUAAAUCACGAAACCAACUAUGGCGUUUCGAUCAACCUGAUGUCAGUAGUGCUGGUCGGCGGACUAAGCUCGGAAGAAAAACUGCACGGUGUCAAGUACAUAAUCGAGUCAUUUGUCGGCUGCAUCCGGAACGUGGUGCUGAGCUCGGGUAAGGCAGCCUCCGACCUGCUGCCCAUCACGCCACUGAUUGCGACGAAGCACGAGAACGUGAAGGAGGGUUGCCGCAACAAAUGUCACUCCCGGCAGAAUCUAUGCUUCACCGGCUCGCGCUGCAUAAAUCACUACUAUGAUAUCUCGUGCGACUGCUUCGGAACGAAGUACGAAGGCGAGCACUGCGAUAUUUACACCGCAACAGUAUUAACGCUGCGUGGCUCGAGCUACGUUUCGUACCGUAUCUACGACUGGAAGGACCGUGUCCACUCUUCCAUCACCCGGAUCAGCAUGAUGUUUAAGACGAACUACGACGACUCGGCGCUAUUCUACGCCAGUGGAGAAUCCCUCAAGCCACAGUAUAUUGCCGCUUCGGUGAAGAACCACUCCGCAUACAUCGAGAUGGACUUUGGCGACGGCGUCAUGACGGCCAUGCUCGGCCAGGACCUGACCAAACACUACUGGCACAACCUAACGAUAUUCCACGACCACAACCAGGUCAUCGCCAUACUGGACGACCACAUGAAGAUUAUGGAGAUCCCGGGCGUAAUCCAAAACCUGCUGUUCGACCCGGAGAUAUACUUUGGCGGCGGCCCGAACCUAUCCAAGCGGAAAGGUUUGGCGUCGAACAAUAAUUUCGUUGGUUCGCUCAAGUAUGUGUUCUACAACGACGUUUCGGUGCUGUUCGAGCUGAAAAAGGGAAAUCCGAAAGUGCACUACAUUGGCGUCCUACAGGAAGAGUUCCACGAGACGGAGGUGGACGUCAUCCCCAUCACCUUCUCGUACGCCAAAUCCCACAUCUGGUGGCCAAUGAGCAACGAGGACACACUCAAUCUGAAGUUUGACUUCAAGAGCAGCAAGGCAACGGCUGUGCUCGCCUACAGUGAAGUGAAAACGAGCGAAGGUCACGGCUUCUGGGAGAUCCGCCUAGCGACCGACCGGCUGAGCUUCGACCUGUGCCCGGAUGUGACCAGCAACAUCACCCACACCACCUACAUCCGGAUCGAUAACCCCACGUCGUGGCACGCAAUCCACCUGACCUACGAGCGGAGCGAAAUUAAAUUCGUGGUCGACUUCCGGCAUGCCGUGACACAAAUGUACGGCCUUUCGUUCAACGUCGGCGAUAAACUCAUCAUCGGAAGCAGCCUAAAGGCGGCCACCUCCGGGCUGGUGGGGUGCCUGCGGGAUCUGAAGAUUAACAGGGUGGAAAUCGAACCGCGCUUCCUGGUCAAGAGCGAACGGGUGGUGGGCGACGUCUCGCUCGAUAACUGCAAGUACGUUGACCCCUGUAAGAAGCCAAACACUUGCGAGCAUGGGGCCAAGUGCUCGGUCAAGGAUGACGGCAUCACUUGCGACUGCAAGGACACCGGAUACAUCGGGAAGAACUGCCACUUUACCCAGUUCCGGAAGACGUGCGAGGAGCUGGCGCUGUUGGGCUACUCCAAGUCGGACGUCUACUCGAUUGACAUCGACGGAAACGGGGUGUUUCCGCCGGCCCGGGUGAAGUGUGAUUUCCAGAGUUUGGCCAAUGCCACCAAAACGAUUGUGGAACAUAAUCUUCCCUCGCAAGUGGAUGUGCGGUCGUUUAACGAUGAAGAUUUUAGCUUUAACAUUCAGUACAGGGAAUUUAGUGCAGCGAUGCUACAGGAGCUCAUUUCGCACUCGCUCUACUGCACGCAGUAUAUAAAGUAUGAUUGUAUUAAAGCUCCGCUGGAGCUACAUUCGGCAACGUGGUUCAAGUCUUCGAACAACAAUAACACCGUAGAUUCGCUGGGUGAGGUGAAAAGAGGCUCCUGUCCUUGUGCAUUGGGGAAAACCUGCGAAGAUCCAAAUCUUAACUGUAACUGUGAUGCCAACUUAAACCGUUGGCUGUCGGAUGAAGGUUACUUCAAGGAAGCACCGAACCUAGGAAUAACUCAAAUGUACUUCCUGCAACAGCGAGGUCUUUUGGACGAUGAAUCGCAAGGACGAAUAACCCUCGGUCCGCUGGAAUGCGUCGAAACCAACACUCAAAAAUACGUCGUCACGUUCACAACGUCCCAGUCGUACAUAGAGGUUCCCGGCUGGCGGAAGGGUGACAUUGCAUUCUCGUUCCGCACAACGGGUGAAAAGGCAAUUCUCCUAUUUCAGCCUCCAAUCAGAUCGAAUUAUCCGUCCUUUAUGGUCGCCCUGACGGGAGACUACCAGCUAACGUUCAAUUUCACUUUGAACACGGGCACACCGAAAACACUGGUAAUCAACACCAAUCGAAAGCUGAACGGAGGCGAGUGGCACAAGAUUUGGAUCGAUUACAACGAGCACCAUGUGCGAUUCAUGAUUAACACCGACACCCGGAUGGUCGACUUGCAGCCGGAAGAGGAAUUUGGCCCGUUCGAGGGAAGCAUGUUUAUCGGAGGAGCACCCACAGAGAUUUCGAAAAAGUACACCGUUAAGCAGGGACUUAUCGGAUGCUUCCGAGGGUUGGUCGUCAACGGGGAGAUUUUAGACAUCUACAGUUUCAUGUCGGUGCAUUUGUCGGAAAUUAUUAAAGACUGCAAGCCAUCGUGUGUGCCGAAUCCAUGCAAAAAUGGUGCCUACUGUAGGGAGCUGUGGAGCACCUUCGAGUGCGUGUGCAAAAAUCGAUGGGCUCAUCUCGGACAGCAUUGCGGAACAAACAUCAACGAGGAUGCACUGACGUUCAUCAGCCGCGAGUCGUAUCUGAAGCGGAACUACAUCAGCGACGGUGAGGAAGAGCGGCUGGAGCGGGAGAAACUUCGCAGCAUAUUAAAUUCCUCACUGCUAAUAAAUCUCCGCACCUACGACAAGCAUUCCUUCGUGCUGUACGCGAACGAUCACUUCAAUAACUUCAUCCAUCUGUAUCUGACGAACUCGAACCAGGUGGUGUACCUGUACAACUACGGGAACGACAUCGUGAAUCUGACGCUGGAGCAUGCGGCCCUAAACAACGGCAAAAGCAUCCAGGUGGCGGUCAUACGGACCGAAACCAACACGACGCUGUUCGUCAACGAGAAGAAUGUCACCGUCGAGCGGGGUUUCCUGCUGCUGGAGGAGUUCUCCAACAAGCCCUGGACCAAUCCGGAACUGGAGGUACUGUCGCCGCACCGCCCGCCAGCCCCUCCCACGGAGUACUUCCAGUUCAACAUCGGUGGCUACGAUCCGGCGAAUCUGCUCAAACCCAACCUGGACACGGAAGAGCUGCAGGGAUACAUCGGCUGCAUCCGGGGGCUGAAAAUUGGCGAUAAUUUGAUUUCGCUGAAGGAGAUGGCUCUGCAGAACAAUGCACACGUUACGGAAGGCGUCUUGAAUGACUGCCAGAUGAAGUGCGACGCGGAGCCAUGCAAAAACGGUGGCAUUUGCACGGAAAACUUUGUCAAGCAGGAAAGUACCUGCAAUUGUGAGCACACCAGCUUUCUGGGGGAGUUUUGCUCCGAGGAAAAGGGGGCCAGCUUCAGCGGGGAGGCGACGCUUCAGCGAAAAUUUGUGCUUGCCGAAAGGAUAGACAAGGUACGCCUGCAGUUGGCAUUUUCUAGCAAUGACAUGCGAAGAGCGAAUCGGGUUAUGCUGCUGCUCCAGUCCAAGAACGACCGAAGCUACUAUCUGAUGGUGGCCAUUACUCAGGACAACCAUCUGCACAUCGAGGAGGAUCGCGAUGGAUCGACGCACGAGGCUAGGAUUGAGGGUAAUUUUAUGGACGACGCACGGCAUUCGAUUUAUUACACGCGGAAUGGAAACGAAAGCUCUCUGCUGGUGGAUCGGCUGGAAAUUCCAAUAAAGCAGACCCAGAGCAAGCCCUUGGUUCAGGUUCAGGAUCCGGGAGCAAAUCACGUUCAGGUGGGUGGGGUUAACACCACCGAUCCGCGCUUCGCAGUGUACAAAAGCUACGAUGGAUGCUUGUCAAAUAUUUUCAUUCAGGUCAACAACGACACAAUGAAACCACUGGAAGAGUACAUGUUGUUUACAAAGAGCGAGGCAGAAAUGAUCAAUGUCAUCAAUUCCCAGGGCGUCCGGUCGGCCCAAUGCAAGCAGUUUGACGUCAUUCCCAAGCUGACACCAUUCAACGAGCCAACGCUCAAUAUGACCUCGAGUAUAGACAAAAAUUGGGUGGUCGAUGCACCGGCCCGGGUGGCCUACGAGGCGAUUAACGUGGACCCAUCGAAAGAGGAGGACAAAACACAGGUGGUAUUUAUCACCCUAACUACGGUUUUCGUGGUGAUUGUGGUGUGCUGCCUGAUUGAGGUGUAUCGAUCCGACCGAGAGUACAAAAAACGUCUCGAGCGGGAAACCGACGAGGACAUCAUCCUGUCGAAGGAGCAGGCGGCCAAAAUGCAGUACGAAUCGUCUACGACCAACGUGAAAGGCUUCAACUACAAGGCGGUCCCACUCGACGAAAAGAAAGAAAAUGGAGCCGCAAAACCACUGGUAGGUAUAUUGAAGAACGGAAGUAUAACGCCCCCUAUAAAUGGCGAUACCGUACAAAGAAAUCCCGAUGCAACCCUUAACGAUACGAAUAUCCAGCUGCAAGCUGGAAUAAGAGAUAGCCAACUGAUGGAUCACGAGCCGCAGUGGGAGUCUUUGGUCACCGAAGAGGCCGAAUCACUCGUCCAGAAAAGCGAUUCCGAGGAGCGAGAAUCGCAGUCCGGUGAAUCGGUGAUCAAACGUGCACCUUCCCCCCUGGCCAACGGCAAUGGUAGUAGUCAUAGCUCCCACUCAGAUCGAGAAGACAGCGAUACCGAGCUGCUUGAUCCGCCGGUGAAGGGAUCUACAGCUAAACCAGGUCAGCGCAAACCUCCCAAGCUGGUGCUGUUUGCCGACUCAUCACCAUCGCCUUCGUCGCCUAUUGUUCCCUCUACUCCCCUGCCAACGGCCACCUCUACACCAUUGUUGACCAACGGUCUACGCCCUCGGGUCCCACGGCAAGUUUCCUGGGGUCCACCACCAGCAGCGUUGGCCAGUGUCAACCAGCUGCCGUACAAAAUCGAUGAAACGCCGGAGUCUCCGGCGUAGGCUUAGGGAUCAUUUGGCCCAUUCAAUGUGGCUUGUUGUGUGUUUUUGUGUGCGUGGAAUGGUGUGUCACGAGAUCAUUCAAUCAAAAGAGGAUCGUCGGUAGUGCAUAGGGGUGUAUCCGUUCAUUCGUGUUUGUGCUUUAGUUCUAGAUUGUAGUCCAGAUUACAAAGUGAGAAAUAAUAAAAGAUAUUUAUAGAAAAACCAACCAAACAUAUA